AUGAGGGGUUUUCAGCUUUUUCUUGUGGUGUGUCUUUGUUUUGUUCCCUCCUUUGGCCAGCUUCCUUCCCAGGAUAUAUUGACACUUCUAGAAUUCAAGAAAGGAAUUAAACACGACCCGACUGGUUACAUUCUUAAUUCAUGGAAUGACGAGUCAAUCGAUUUCAACGGGUGCCCUUCUUCUUGGAAUGGGAUUAUGUGUAACGGUGGUAAUGUUGCAGCUGUUGUUCUGGAUAACUUGGGAUUAUCCGCAGAUGAUGCAGAUUUGAGCGUGUUCUCGAAUCUCACCAUGCUCGUGAAGCUUUCGAUUGCGAAUAAUUCGAUCUCUGGCCAGCUGCCUCGCAAUCUCGGCGAAUUUAAGAGCCUCGAGUAUUUCGAUAUUUCCAAUAAUCUGUUUUAUUCGUCCUUGCCAGCUGAGAUUGGUAAAAUGCCUGGUUUGAAAAACCUCUCAUUGGCUGGAAAUAAUUUUUCGGGCUCGGUCCCGGAUGAAAUCUCUGGACUUGCUUCCAUUCGAUCUUUGGACAUGAGUGGAAAUUUACUUUCUGGCCCUUUACCGUUAUCGUUGACAAAGUUAGUGAACUUGGUUUAUCUUAAUCUGUCUCUAAACGGGUUUAAUAAAAGCGUGCCUAAAGGGUUUGAGCUGAUGACCCAACUCGAUGUGCUCGAUCUGCAUGGAAAUAUGCUAGACGGUAAACUCGAUCCGGAAUUUUUCCUACUUACUUCAGCAAGCCAUAUUGAUUUUAGUGCGAAUUUGUUAGUGAGUUCAUCUUCCGACAAGCGGCACUCAUUUCUGGUGGGUUUAUCUCCAUCUGUCAAGCAUUUGAAUCUCAGCCACAAUCGAUUAACGGGGUCUCUUGUGGGUGGUGGCGAGGCUCAGGAGUUUGGGAGCUUGAAAGUGUUGGAUUUGAGCUAUAAUCAACUGUCGGGGGAUUUGCCUGGGUUCAGUUUUGUUUAUGAUCUUCAGGUGUUGAGGCUCGGCAAUAACGGGUUUUCUGGCUCCGUACCAAACACCCUUUUGAAAGGAGAUUCGUUGAUGCUAACUGAGCUCGAUUUGAGUGGGAACAACUUGUCAGGGCCAAUUAGCAUAAUAACAUCCACAACACUACACACCCUUAAUCUCUCCUCCAACAUGCUUUCGGGUGAAGUCCCGCUAUUGACUGGAAGCUGUGCUGUGAUCGAUCUUUCAAAAAACCAAUUCGGAGGAAAUUUAACGAGGCUGCUAAAAUGGGAAAAUGUGGAGUUCCUCGAUUUAAGUCAAAACCAUUUGGCGGGCCCCAUUCCUGAAGCGACUUCGCAAUUCUUGCGUUUGAAUUACCUCAACCUCUCUCGUAAUUCACUGAAUGGCUCACUUCCCAAAGUCACAAUGCUUUUUCCGAAAAUAACGACAUUCGAUCUCAGCUUCAACCAGUUGGAUGGACCAAUUUCGAGUGCCCUUUUGACUUCAUCCACUCUAAACGAACUUCACUUACAGAACAAUGUGCUCUCUGGAAGCAUAGAUUUUUCACCUCUUUCCAAUGAUUCGAAUCUUCACGUCCUUGAUCUUUCGAACAAUCAGUUUAACGGCAAACUUCCCGAUGGGCUCGGGUCGUUUAUCGAACUUCGUGUGCUGAGUGUCAGUGGUAACAAAUUCUCCGGUUCUUUACCUACUUCCAUCGGUAACAUCACUACUUUAUAUUCGCUCGACAUUAGUCAAAACAAUUUCACCGGCCCACUGCCAGUUAAUUUGCCCGACACCCUCCAAAGCUUCAACGCGUCAUAUAAUGAUUUUUACGGUUUUGUCCCGGAAAAUUUAAGAAAAUUCCCACUUUCUUCUUUCUACCCUGGAAAUUCUCACCUGCAAUUUCCAAAUCCUCCUUCCGGUUCGAGCCGUGGCACGGCAAAUAAUUCAAGAAAGCACUUGAAGACUAUUAUAAAAGUGGCGAUAAUAAUACUUUCUUGUUUGGCUGCUUUGAUCAUUUUGAUCCUUCUCGCCGUUUUUUUCAUUCGUUACAAGAAGAUAUCCAGACAAAGGCAAAAGCCUUUACCGCAAACCGAAAAGAAUAUCACUCGACAGGCUUCUGCAAAUCCUUCUACUUUGGCCGGACGAGCCGAGGACAUCAUCAUAACAUCGAGAAAAGGAAAAUCGUCUGAGAUAAUCAGCCCGGAAGAGAAAAUGGCGGCAAUAACAGGGUAUUCCCCGUCCAAGAAGAGCCACUUCUCGUGGUCACCGGAAUCCGGUGACUCGUUUACAGUCGAGAGCCUGUCAAGGUCGGAUGUGAGGUCGCCGGAAUCCGGCGACCGGCUAGCCGGUGAACUGUACUUUCUGGAUGACACGGUUUCGUUCACGGCCGAGGAACUUUCCCGGGCUCCGGCAGAGGUGCUUGGGAGGAGCAGUCACGGGACUUCUUAUAAGGCGACUCUUGAAAACGGCAUUUUUUUGACCGUGAAGUGGUUGAGGGAAGGUGUUGCAAAGCAGAGAAAAGAGUUCGCUAAGGAAGCUAAGAAAUUCUCGAAUAUCAGACACCCGAAUGUGGUCGGGUUGAGAGGGUACUAUUGGGGGCCUACACAGCACGAGAAGCUGAUUCUUUCGGAUUACAUAUCUCCUGGAAGUCUUGCAAGUUUUCUCUAUGACCGGCCUGGAAGGAAAGGCCCGCCCUUGACUUGGGCCCAACGUCUCAAAAUCGCAGUCGACAUUGCACGUGGCCUCAACUAUCUCCAUUUCGACCGAGCCAUUCCUCAUGGCAACCUCAAGUCUACCAAUGUACUUCUCGAUGGGCCCGAUUUCAACGCCCGCGUGGCGGAUUAUUGCCUCCACAGACUCAUGACCCAAUUAGGGACCAUCGAGCAAAUUCUUGAUGCUGGGGUUCUUGGUUAUCGGGCUCCCGAGCUCGUCUCAUCCAAGAAGCCACAGCCCUCUUUCAAAUCUGAUGUGUAUGCAUUUGGCGUGAUUCUACUCGAGCUCCUCACUGGAAAAUGUGCUGGCGAUGUGGUUUCGGGCUCAGAAGGAGGAGUUGGGCUUACAGAUUGGGUCAGGUUGAGGGUGGCCGAGGGCCAUGGUUCGGACUGCUUUGAUGCUGCAUUGGCCCAUGAGAUGAGUGUGCCUUUGGUGGAUAAAGGGAUGAAGGAAGUGCUUGGGAUUGCGCUUCGAUGUGUUCGUUCGGUGUCUGAAAGGCCCGGGAUUAAGACGAUUUACGAGGAUCUUUCAUCGAUUUAG
Molecule: messenger RNA, 3192 nt
Organism: Striga hermonthica
Lineage: Eukaryota; Viridiplantae; Streptophyta; Magnoliopsida; Lamiales; Orobanchaceae
Source: the annotation of a GenBank genome assembly